Messenger RNA from Grammomys surdaster, 2451 nucleotides. RefSeq names its product solute carrier organic anion transporter family member 1A6-like. The record is from RefSeq and is a predicted model, not a curated record. Bases 24 to 2036 code for a protein of 670 amino acids. The transcript is spliced from 14 exons. Gene Ontology annotation, molecular function: bile acid transmembrane transporter activity; protein binding. NCBI's taxonomy places the organism in Eukaryota, Metazoa, Chordata, Mammalia, Rodentia, Muridae. Gene Ontology annotation, biological process: bile acid and bile salt transport; sodium-independent organic anion transport; transmembrane transport. Gene Ontology annotation, cellular component: membrane.
CCUUAAACAAUCAGAAGAAUAAAAUGGGAGAACCUGAGAAAAAGAUUGGAACUCCUGGGGUCAGAUGCUUUGCCAAGAUCAAGGUAUUUGUGUUGGCAUUAACAUGUGUAUAUAUAUCAAAAACACUAUCAGGAGUUUACAUGAAGUUUAUGCUCACACAUCUAGAGAGACAAUUCAAUAUUUCCACGUUUAUAGUUGGACUUAUCAAUGGAAGCUUUGAGUUAGGAAACCUUUUGUUGAUUAUAUUCGUGAGUUAUUUUGGAACAAAACUGCACAGACCUAUCAUGAUUGGUGUUGGAUGUGUGGUUAUGGGCCUUGGGUGUUUCUUAAUGUCAUUACCUCAUUUCCUCAUGGGCAGAUAUGAAUAUGAAACAAUGAUUUCACCUACAAGCAACUUGUCCUCAAAAAGCUUCUUGUGUAUAGAAAACAGAUCCCAGACCUUAAAGCCAACGCAAGACCCAACAGAGUGUGUGAAAGAAAUGAAAUCAUUAAUGUGGGUAUAUGUACUGGUAGGAAACAUUCUACGUGGAAUUGGUGAAACCCCCAUCAUACCUUUGGGUAUUUCCUAUAUAGAAGACUUUGCCAAGUCAGAAAACUCUCCAUUUUACAUUGGGAUUUUAGAAGUUGGAAAGAUUAUUGGCCCACUAAUUGGACUUUGGUUGGGACCUUUCUGUGCAACCAUUUAUGUAGACACAGGGUCUGUGAAUACAGAUGACCUGACCAUAAGUCCCAGGGAUACACGAUGGGUCGGUGCUUGGUGGAUUGGCUUUUUGGUUUGUGGAGGAGUGAAUAUCUUGACUGGCAUCCCCUAUUUCUUCUUUCCAAGAACACUCCCAAAGGAAGGACCCGAGGAUAAGUCAGACGAAACUAAAAACGACAAAGAAGAGAAACACAGAGAAAAAGCCAAAGAAGAAAAAUGGGGAUACACUAAAGAUUUCUUUCUUUUUGUGAAGAGACUCUCCUGCAAUCCAGUUUACAUGCUUUGUGUCCUUACAAGUGUGCUCCAGAUAAAUGGAUUUGUCAGUAUUUUUAUUUUCAAGCCUAAGUACCUGGAACAUCAUUAUGGAAAAUCCACUGCAGAGGCAAUGUUCCUCAUUGGUCUUUAUACCACACCAUCAGUAUGUGUUGGAUAUUUAAUUAGUGGUUUUAUUAUGAAGAAGUUCAAGAUUGCUCUCAAGAAAGCUGCAUGUGUAGCGUUUUUCCUAUCCAUGUCUGAGUGCCUUCUAUCCCUCUGCAACUUGACGCUAACCUGUGAUAACAUUCCAAUUGCUGGCUUAACUACCUCUUAUGAAGGCAUUCAGCAGCCUUUUGAUAUGGAGAAUAAGUUCCUUGCUGACUGCAACACAAGGUGUGACUGCUUAACAAAAUCAUGGGAUCCAGUGUGUGGGGACAAUGGCCUAGCAUACAUGUCUCCUUGCCUUGCAGGCUGUGAAAAGUCUGUUGGAAAAGGAAUCAAGAUGGUGUUUCAAAAUUGCAGCUGCAUUUGGUCACCAGCAAACUCAUCUGCAGUCCUGGGGCUGUGUAACAAAGGCCCCGAGUGUGCUAACAAGCUGCAGUACUUCUUAAUCAUAACGGUAUUUUGCGCCUUCUUCUACGGGUUAGCAGUCAUACCUGGGUACAUGGUUUUUCUGAGGUGUAUGAAGUCUGAAGAGAAGCCACUUGGAGUUGGAUUACAGGCAUUUUACAUGAGACUAUUUGCUGGCAUUCCUGCACCUAUUUACUUUGGUGCUUUGAUAGACAGAACAUGCUUACAUUGGGGAACUCUGAAAUGUGGUGGGUCAGGGGCCUGCAGGACAUAUGAAGUAAACAGCCUCAGGCACCUUUACCUUGGAUUACCUGCUGCACUGAGAGGAUCAAGCUUUCUCCCUGCCUUCUUCAUUCUAAGACUUCUCAGGAAAUUCCAAUUCCCUGGGGAAAUCUACUCUUCAGAACCUCAACUUACAGAGAUGAAGCUCACAGAGAAGGAAAGCGAGUGUGCAGAUGUGCACAGAAGUCCUAAGGUCGAGAAUGAUGGGGAACUGAAAACUAAGCUGUAGUGUGAUUUCUACUGGCCUGUGUAAGGCCAUGAACAGAAUGUACACUUGACUAGUUUUGAAUCAUGAGAGAUAUAAUAGAAACCCUUAUCUUUAAGAGUUAUAAUUAAAAAAUAAUUGCUAAUAUCAUUUUCAGAACUUACAGGGCAGUACUUAAGAUUUUCCUGGUGAAGACUUUUAUGGUGUCCUCAACAAUGAACUUUAAAAUUGCCUUCAUUUUUCAAAGAGCAUUUCCUCCUUAAACUCAAAGGAAAUGUGUGUUACUCAUAUAUCUUCAAAUAGAUUUAAAACUUUCCUAUUCCAGAAGCACUAAUUUUAUUGAAUUUAUAUUUCAAUAUUGGAGGUAAUUAGAGCUGAAAUUAUGCUUCCUGGUUAUAUCAUACUGAAAUAAAUUGUUCAAAUUCAUCCUUUCUAUGUG